Messenger RNA from Anguilla anguilla (European eel), 3873 nucleotides. RefSeq names its product ankyrin repeat and sterile alpha motif domain-containing protein 1B-like. Bases 446 to 1936 code for a protein of 496 amino acids. NCBI's taxonomy places the organism in Eukaryota, Metazoa, Chordata, Actinopteri, Anguilliformes, Anguillidae. Gene Ontology annotation, molecular function: protein binding. The record is from RefSeq and is a predicted model, not a curated record. The transcript has 11 exons. Gene Ontology annotation, cellular component: cytosol.
ACAGAGUGAGAGAGAGAGGAAGGGAGGGAGGAAGGAGAGGGAGAGAGAGGGAGGAGGGAGUGUAGAGGACUGAAGCUGCAGGAACGUUCAGAUGAGUGUGGGAGUAGUUGAUAAAGAGAAUUCUGUCAGGCAGCAGCUCUCUCUCUUUCUCUCUCUCUUUCUUUCUUUCUCUCCCUCACGCUCUUUCACACACACACACACACACACACACACACACACACGCGCGGACGCACGCACGCACACGUGCGCACGCAGGGCGCGAGAGGGAGAGAGAAGAGGAUCAACAGCUGUCAGACCCCCCCGCGCCGCGUGCGGUAAUGGUGACCCCUGCGCAGGCGGGGGGCUGAGGGGGGGCCGGGAGCGCACCCGAGGAGGAGGGGGAGGGGGGUAGGGGUAGGUGGGGGUGGGGGGGGGGGGGGUUCCCCGGGUCUCGGAGACCGCCGGCAUGGCCAGCUCUUUCGACAGCCACUUCGCCCGCAACGUGAUGUGGCAGUGCCAGCUCUCACAGCCGGACUGCCGCUGCUACCGCGUGGACGGCUACUCCCUGCUGAAGCGCCUCCCGCUGCACCCCCUCAUCGGGCCCCGCUGCCCCGUCCAGUCCGUGGGCCAGUGGCUGGACAACAUCGGCCUGGUCCAGUACGAGAACCACCUGCUGGCCAACGGCUUCGACAACGUGCAGUUCAUGGGCAGUAAUGUGGUGGAGGACCAGGACCUGCUAGAAAUCGGGAUUCUCAACUCGGCCCACAGACAGCGGCUCCUUCAGGCCAUCCGCCUCCUACCUAGGGUGCGGCCGAUUGGUUAUGAUGGGAACAACCCCACAUCUGUGGCAGAGUGGCUGGAGUCUCUGGAGCUGGGAGACUACACCAAAUCCUUCCUCAUCAACGGAUUCACCUCCAUGGAGCUGGUCAGGAAGAUCUGGGAGAUAGAGCUCAUCAAUAUGCUGAAGAUCAAUUAUAUUGGACACAGGAAGCGGAUUCUAGCCUCCCUGGGAGACCGACUGCACGAGGACUUGCCCCAGAAACCCGGCCGGGCCAUCUCCUUACGGGAGCCGAUUGGGAACCACACACCCCCCCAGCUGUCCCCCUCCCUGGGUCAGAACCUGUACACCUCCAGCUCGCUGGACGUGCAGCACCUGAUGAUGCAGGCCGAAGCCCGCCGUCGCCGUAACGAUGCCUACUUCGAGGACGUCCCACGCUCCAAGCUGGAGAGGCAGAUGGCCCAGGUCAGCAUGGCAGGCGAGUGGUGUGAGCCAAUCACGUUGAGGCCUCCCAACGAGGCGACGUCGUCCACGCCUGUGCAGUACUGGCAGCACCAUCCAGAGAAGCUCAUCUUCCAGUCAUGUGACUAUGAGGCUUAUUACCUGGGGUCCAUGCUGGUGAAGGAGCUGAGAGGGACGGAGUCCACCCAUGAUGCCUGCGCAAAGAUGAGGAAGUCCACGGACCAGAUAAAGAACAUUCCGACCAUCAUCCUGUCCGUCUCCUACAAAGGGGUCAAAUUUAUCGACGCCACUAACAAGAACAUCAUCGCAGAACACGAGAUCCGGAACAUCUCAUGUGCUGCCCAGGACCCUGAUGAUCUCUCCACCUUCGCCUACAUCACCAAAGACCUCAAAUCCAGCCACCACUACUGUCAUGUCUUCACUGCCUUUGAUGUGAACCUGGCCUAUGAGAUCAUCCUGACGCUGGGGCAGGCGUUUGAAGUGGCGUAUCAGCUGGCCCUCCAGGCAAGGAAGAGUGGACACGGGUCAUCCACUCUGCCAGAGAGCUUUGACAGCAAACCUGGGAAACCCAUGGUCAAGCCUCGGGGCAACAUCCGAAAGUCUAUGGAACAGCCCUCUAUGGACCAAAAGGGUCACGCCAACGUGCCGUGGAUUUUGGAGCCUGGACAGGAGGCCAAAAGGGGCGUCAACACCAAAUAUGAGACCACUAUUUUCUAGUAUGUGCACACUGUCCACUCCCGAGUGGGCGCACAGUCUAGAGCGCCCUCUAGAGGCUCCUCCCGGCAGAGUCACAGGCCGGGCGACCGUGUGACCCCCCCGCCGCCCAUCGCAGACCGUGGCCACCGCAUGACAGCGCCUCUCUCUCUCUCUCUCUCUCUUCCUCUGGAGGGCCCCGCAGAUGCACAGACACCACCCCCAAGGGUCCGCUUCUCUGUCCUGCCCUGUAGGGGGGGCACUGGUGGACACAGUGCCAGUCACUUUUUGUCUCUGGACAGGCGCCCCCCCCCCCCCCCCCCCCGCACCCCCUCCCCUCCCCCACACAUACUUACUCUCCACCCAGAGCCUCUUUCGGGCAGAUUGUCAAACCUCUCGUUCAGUAACCUUCUGGCAUGGAGUGGGGCGCCAUCUUUUGGUGAGACCGAGGAACAACAAGAGAGGCUUUUUUUUUUUUUUUUGAUGAGUUCAGCUUCGAUGUGUAGGCACGGACCGCUAGGAAGAACGUCUCGCUUUUUCACACGAUGUAGCAAACUGUACUUUUUAAAAGUUGAAGCCACAUGCCUUGCAAGCUUUCAUUCUGUCAGGCUUCCCUUUUGGUUUUUGAGCCAUUCCUUUUAAGUUUGUUUUAAUGCAAUCCUGCCGACAUUUCCUGUGGCCUGCGUGUGUUGUCCGCUUGAAGCAAACAGAUUCAGCUGGAUUGUCGCUAAUGGAGACCGUGUGUCAGAACACAAGAGGGAGCCGUCGAGGGAUACCGAGUUACCCAGUAAAGUCGGAGGGGGGGUGUUGUGUUGCUGCUUUUAUGCCGUCUUGCUUUGGUUCUCCUGGUGCAGCAUGGGGAGUGUAGUUCUGGACAUGGGCAGAGGGGACUCCAAGCUGAGAGACUGCAUUUCCCUGGGAAACCUGGCACCGGUGUUGUAGUCUCAUUCACAAGGCAGUGUGCGACACUCACGUCUCUCACUGUGGAAUUCAAGGAAUGUAGCCAGCCUGUAAACCUGGACCAACCAAACACAGCGUGCACAACUCACACAAACCCUGUCGAAGGACUGUGGACCUGCAGCCAUCCCUUUUAACUGAAUGUAAACUUUGUACAAUGUAUGUCGUAAUGUUCGCAGCCCCUCCCCAGGGACCCCAAGGUUUUGACCUCAGGUUCAGCCGAAGGGGAGCAAGGACUUUAUUAAGAUUUGAGGGUCUAUUUUUGGUCAAGACCCAUAUAUGAAUCCAAAUAUAAUUGAUUAUUAAUAUGAAAAUGACUAUUAAUGUAAAUAGUAAUUAUUCAAAUUAUGGAUAUGUCUAAGAAUAUAAUUAUGGUUAUGAAUCUAUAUAUAUAUAUAUAUACACAUAUGAUUGCAGUUACAAUUAUGGUUAUAGAUAUGAUUGUCAUGAUUAUGAAUAUGAGUGUGAAUAUGGAUAUACUAAAUGUGAAUGGACUGGCGUUGUGAGAGUUAUUAGGUGAGUCAGUGAUCCGCACAAGUUAAUGAACUUGUGGAUUAUGAACACCCCAGCAAUAGACAUACCAUCCAAUUGAAUAUUAAAUUUGAUAAAUAUUAUUAUUAUUAUUAUCAUCAUCAUCAUUAUUAUUAUUAUUAUUAUUACAAUGUUACUAUAGUCAAUGUUGUCUUAUUGUUACAUUAUUUUUCUCAAAUGUUCUGACCUGAAGUUAGACUUUAAGCUAAUUGGCAUCUAAAAAUGAAUAGAAGACGACAUUUUUUUUCCAACCAUUGGAUGGGUAGAUGGCUAAAGUAAACCUGAGUUUAAGCAAAGAAAAUUGUGUAACUUCUUGUUUGGCUGAACUGUAAUUAAUGUCACACGUAAUAUUUUUGCUGCGGUACUAUUGUAAAAUAAAAAAAUGCAGUCCUCUUGUAAAUUAAUAUAUUGCCAAAUUAUUGUUCCUAUAUGUCAAAUAAAUUCUUACAUAAAAAUGGUACCAAAUAAAAAAA